CUCCAAGCAGCAAGCUUUGCCGGGCCAGGGAUUUUUAACGCACGCGCAUCAUAUCCGAGCCCAGCCCCUCUAGUGUAUCUGGCUUCUUGCGUCCUCUUGCUGCUGCUCUCGUGCCCCACCAGGAGCUCUUGUUCACCCGCGCGGCGUGUGGCACCUGUUAGUAACAUCUAGCUGUGUGCUCUCUUCUUCAGCCCGUGCAACAGCAAACGACAUCAUUCGCAUCAUCAACGCCUGAUUGCCCUUCGCCCCAAGACCCGGCCCUCUCGACUCUGCUAGGCCCAAGCCCUCACCAAGCCGCAGCCGACCUCCCAACCCUCUCGAGACAUCACCCCUCACUGCCCUCUUGUUUCGCGCUGUAUCUCGUCACCCCGGCUGCCUGUGCCACCUCUGAUCCCUGCUAUCGCUGCCAACCAAAAUGGUCGACAGUGAAGCGAACUCACCAACUUGGAAGUUUACCCAAUGCUUCGGCGACAAGGGCGAUGUUGAGGAUAUCACUGAAGCCGAUAUAAUCUCAACGGUAGAAUUUGAUCACACGGGAAAUUACCUUGCCACUGGUGACAAAGGAGGGCGGGUGGUUCUAUUUGAACGGAACGAGACGAAAAAAUCCUGCGAAUACAAAUUCCACACCGAGUUUCAGUCCCAUGAGCCCGAGUUUGACUACUUGAAGUCUCUCGAAAUCGAGGAAAAGAUAAACAAGAUCAAGUGGUGCCGUCGACAAAAUGCUUCUCAUUAUCUCCUAUCCACCAAUGAUAAGACGAUCAAGCUGUGGAAAGUUUUCGAAAAGUCUCUUAAAGUGGUGGCUGAGAACAACCUUUCCCAUGAUAUAACACCCGGAGGUGCGGUAGGCGGUGGCGGCGGCGGCCUUCGAGCUCUCCCUACAACCCAGCAAUUCAGGAACGCGGCGGAUCUGAAGCUGCCUCGCCUUACGCACCAUGACACCGUUGUUGCCGCCGUCCCCAGACGAACUUAUGCGAACGCUCACGCAUAUCACAUCAACAGCAUAUCGGUAAACAGCGAUGGUGAAACCUUCAUCAGCAGUGACGAUCUGCGUAUCAACCUCUGGAAUCUCAAUAUUCAGGACCAGAGCUUCAACAUAGUCGAUAUCAAACCCGCCAACAUGGAGGAGCUCACCGAGGUUAUUACUGCUGCGGAGUUUCACCCAAUCAGCUGCAACUGGUUCAUGUAUGCCAGCUCAAAGGGCACAAUCAAACUUGCUGAUAUGCGAGAAAGUGCUUUGUGCGACCAGCAUGCAAAAUUAUUCGAGCAAGAGGAAGAUCCUUCAUCAAGGUCAUUCUUUUCUGAGAUCAUUUCGUCAAUAUCCGAUGUAAGAUUCUCUUAUGACGGAAGAUAUGUCUUGUCACGAGACUACCUUACUGUCAAAAUCUGGGACAUCAACAUGGAGCGGCAACCCGUCAAGACGAUACCUAUUCACGAACAUCUGCGACCUCGGUUAUGUGACACGUAUGAAAAUGAUAGUAUUUUUGAUAAGUUCGAGGUUGUAUUUUCCGGCGACGCCAAGAAUGUGAUGACUGGAAGUUACAACAACAACUUCAUGAUUUAUCCCUCCGAUCCGGAUAAGGAAGUUGAGGUGGUUCUUCAGGCGGACAAGUCAGCUUUCAAAGCAAAGAAGGUGGGCGUUCCUACACCCAUUAACUCAUCUACAAGCCCAACAGCUGCGAAUGGUGGCAAGAAGGGAGGUUCACGGGCAGGCAGCCCGGCUGGUGGUGCGCAAGGCCAAAGAAUGCGGAAAGAGACGGACGCGGACCAGAUCGAUUUCAACAAGAAAAUACUACACAUGAGUUGGCAUCCAUUUGAGGAUAGUAUUGCCAUAGCCGCGACCAAUAAUCUCUUUGUAUUUUCAGCACUGUAGUUAAAGGUAGAAAUCUUGGAACACUGGAGAGCACACCUAAACCAAAUAGCAACUCAAGGGUUGUAUAUGAUAGUCAAUACUAAGGAAUAGUGAAAGAGUCAAUCAAAGUCCUAAUUAUAUUUGGGCAAGAAAAGCCAGAGGAUUAUAAAUAUAGUAUAACCUUGAAAUAAGACAUACUAUUAUUAGUUGAUACCAGAGAAGAAAAAAAAAAUACAAAAGAUAUUGCCACUUAUGAGAUUUCCUAUUCCAAGAGGAAAAGGAG
Trichoderma asperellum CBS 433.97 is the source of this 2132-nucleotide messenger RNA. RefSeq names its product Protein phosphatase PP2A regulatory subunit B. Lineage: Eukaryota; Fungi; Ascomycota; Sordariomycetes; Hypocreales; Hypocreaceae. The record is from RefSeq and is a predicted model, not a curated record. Gene Ontology annotation, molecular function: protein binding; protein phosphatase regulator activity. Gene Ontology annotation, cellular component: cytosol; protein phosphatase type 2A complex.